UUUUUGCAAGCCGGCAUGUUGGCGUUUUUCAGUUGAUCAAUUUGGUUUUCAGUUUUUGUUCCAUUCAUUUCAUAUUCAUAUUCAUACCGCUGCCGGCUGCAUCGUAGAAAGAUGUUUGUAUAGUUUGGAUCAUCUUGUAUUAUAUGUAAUUCUAAACCCACCACAUUCCUAUUGUAUAGUUAGAAUAUUGUUCAAGAAGUGAAGUGAAAUGUGUUGACAUUGUUGAUUAUUAUUUUUCCUUCAAUAUAUGGACCCUAUCCAAGUUUUGAAAAUGGAGGGCUCUUUCGUUUUUUCCCCUGUAGUUAGUGAAGAUGAAUGGCAGAAGGUGCCUGCCGGAAUAGGAGAAAAAAUUUCCAAAUUUGUUAGUGAGAAAUUCGAAGAAUUCAUUACUUCUAAAGCACUAUUGGAAACGAAAUGUUUCAACUUGGAACAAAACAAAACAGUACAUGAAACCGAGAAUGAAAAUGGGCAAGCUGAAAGUGAGUUACUCAAGUCUAGAUUAGAAGUGGCCACUAAAACCAUUGAAGAGCAGGAAUCUCAACUUUCUACUUUAACUGCAGAAAUAAACAAAUUCCACACUAGGUGCAAUGCUCUAGAAGCUGAAACUGCAGAUUACCGUCACCAGCGGAAUCUAGCUGUGGAUGAAAGAGAUGAACAUCUCAGAAUGCUUCAGCGUCGUAAUGCAGAAAUAGAAAGACUACAGACUGAUAUCAAUAGCUUAACCAAACAACUAGAAUCUGCUGUGAAUGCAAAAUGUGAAGCUCUUUCUCAAGCUGAUGAAGUUGCAUCUAUGAAAAUCACUCUGGAAUAUAGAGAAAAAAGGAUGGAACAAGAACGUGCUCUUCUUAGCAGUCAGGUUCAAAGUUUGACUGAGGAACUCAAUCAGAGAACAGAAGAAUUGUUGAAUAUGAGACGAGAUAACACCUCCAGAUGCAUUCAACUUGAAACUAAACUAACAGAAAAAACACAAGAGUUAGUGGUUGCUGUUGAACAGGUUAAAUCUCUUACUGAUUUGAACAACAACUUAGUUACUAGAAAUGAAGAACUUGCCCAGAAAAUGCUUGGCCAACGUGAAAUAGAUGCUAAAAUGAAUGAGUCUUAUGUGUAUGAAAUAGAAGCUAAAACAAAGAUGGCAAAUGCUUAUCAAGCUAUGUAUGAAGAAAGUCAACAACAUUCUGAUGAACUCAAAGAAGCUUUGUCUGAGGUUCAACAAUUAUUGAAAACUGCAACUGAACAAUAUGGUGACCUGGAAACUAAGCACAAAGAAGCUGAAUUGGCACAUGAAGAAAUAAUUCAAAAGAAAACUGAGUGCAUUGAAUUGUUGAAAAAGGAACUUGAAACAGCUAAUGAAAUUAUUGAGGGAUCCAGAUCAGAUUCUAUGCUCAAGGAUGUUGAAGGAUUUGCAUCAGGCCAAACCCCUCUCCCAAAAUCACAUAAACAAGGCAUGUCUUAUUCCGAAGUCUAUUCCCGAUAUGUCUCCGUCUCAGAACAGCAUACAAACAAAGAAGAAGAGUGUGCUAGAUUGAAUAACUAUAUAACCUGCAUCCUCCGUGAGAUUGAGGAGAAAGGACCUCUGAUAAAGAAACUACGGCAAGAUUACAGCACCACCCUAGACGCAAACGAUGCUCUGAAAGAGUCCAACGACACCCUCUUGGCUGAAGUUCAACAACUUCGCGAAGCUCACGCAGAAUGCAAAAGAUUGGAAGGGGUAACAGCCAGAGAAAAUGCCAGGCUUAAGAAAGAAGUGGCUGAUCUGUCCAGACAAGUGGUCCACCUACUUCAAGAAGUCGAGCAUUCUAGGGUCGGCUCGUCCUCAACUUCCACCGAUAACGAUUUGAGCGAUAGCGUCAGCUCUGCGGACAUAAUCUCCAAGAAGUUGGUGACCUUCAAUGACAUCUCUGAACUCCAAACUACCAACCAGAAACUUCUCGCUUUGGUCAGAGAACUAACAGAACGACAAGAGGAGGUCGAAAGCAUCGACCCAGCUGCUAUCGCCAACCUCAGAAUGAAACUAGAAGACUUGAGACAAUCUCAAAACGAGCUUCUCGAAGAACGCGACCGACAGAACAAAAUGAUGGUCACCCUGAGAAACCAGCGAGAUAUGUACAAGAACUUGUACAGUCAAGCUGUGAAGGGAGCUGGAGAGGAAAUACCUUCUCAGCUAGAACGUACGUAUCUUCCUGAGAAUGGCGAAACCAGAAUGGAUGAGUCACACCGGCAGGUUGAUGAGAAGGUUCAAGAACUAGAGAACCAGAUAGAAAAGUUAUCCAAGCAGGUGGACCAUCUCAAGGAAGAGAAUGAUACUUACCGAAAGGAGAAGUCUGCUAAUGAGAAAAUUCUUCUCGAGCAACUAGACAGUAUGAGAGGCGAAGUCAAAGAAUUGACCAGACUGAACUGUAAGCUGAGUUCCCAUGCUGAUGUAAACGCAGAAAAAUUCAAAAUGAUGCAGAACAACAUAGAAAUCUACAAGAAACAAAUCACUGCUUUAGAAAAACAAAGCAAAAUCUAUAGCGAAUCCAUUAUCAAACACGAACAAGCAGCUACUUUCCUCAAAGAUGAAACUAUACUGUGCCAAACCAAACUUUCCAAGGCUGAGGUGAUGCUAAGCAAUCUACAGAAAGAAAAUGCUCUACUCAAAGAUGCUGAACAACGACUUCUGAAAGAAAGGGAAUCCUCUAGCCGCAAUUCCUAUCAGCAAAACCUCAUAAGAUCCAACAUUGAGCUUAUAAAAGCGACUCUAGAGAGAACAGAUGCAGAAGGAAAAUUGAGAUUCGAAGCUAGACUAGAUGAAGCUCACAGGGAAUGUGCAGCUCUCAGAAGAAGAUUACAGGAGGAACAGGAUCACUUCAGACAGCUAUCAGAUCAUUUGGACAAGCAAACUAAAGCUGCCCAGGCCCGCAUGGAAGAGGAGAAACAGCACGCUGAUAAGUUGAGAGAGGAAGUUGCAGAAUGCAGGGUCGACUUGGUGAACAAAACCUCUCAAAUCGAAGAACUCAGCAAGAAAAUGAAGAUGGGUCUGUUCACUGUUCCAGAUACCAGCGACGAAGUUCGUAGAGUGAGAGAAUUGGAGCAGCAGCUGGCAGAUGCUGAAGCAGAGAUUAAUUCAUUGAAAACGAAACUAAAAACAGCCAAAGAGGCUUCUGAUGAGUACUUUAAUGUCGCUGAAGCCUCAGAGAAGCAGGUGAAAGAUAUUAUGGACCAAAAUGAAUUACUUCAACAAGAAAUUGAAUUGGGAAAAAAUAAAAUCAAGCAGUUGGAAGAGAAGUGCAGUGAGUUGGAAGGCGAAUUGUCCAUUCAGAUGGACGAUCAAGAUAUUAACAAUGCCAGCAUCAAGAGCAAAUCCACCCAGCUGCAAGAAGAACUGAAUGUCAGGAAUAUGGAUUUGCGAACAGCUAGGGAGCAGCUAGAAAAUGCUAGAUGUGAAAACAAGUCCUUGGUAGAGCAGCUCAAAGCUGUCGAAAAUAAGUAUGCCAGAGAAGUUACCUUACACUCUGUCGACUUGCAGUCCCUUACUGCCAUGAAGGAAGAUCUCGACAAAGCCUUGGACGAACUCAAUCAGAUUGAAAGCGAAAAAACUCAAGCUAUAGAAAAUCUCAACGAAAAUAUCCAGAACUGGGAGGAACAGGAGAAGCUGUUCCAAAAAGAAAAGGAAGAGAUUCAGUCUCGAUUCAGUGACAUAGAUGCCCAAAACAGUUUGCUGCACGACCAGAUUCAAGCCCUAAACACCCAGCUGACCAUAUUACAGGCUCAAGCCUCUGAUCAGCAAAAUACAUCAGUUGGAGACGCUUCUUUCAACAAAUCUUUCUCGGAAGACGAUGCCAAGUCCUCCGAGCAACUGCUCAAGAUCAUCAAGUACUUGAGACAAGAAAAAGACAUAGCCGUCAGCAAAGCCGAUAUCGUAGAAGCCGAACACGUUAGGCUCAAAUCCCAGUUUGAUAUGCUGAACAAACAGCUGGAAGAAGUCAAGUCAGCUUUGGAAGCGGAGAGACAGAAAUCGGAAGUGUCUGUGGUGUCUGGGGCUAAACACGCCGAAGUCUUGCGCAAACUAGAAACACUGAAUGCGAUAACUGACAGCAAUAGAUACUUGAGACAAGAAAGGGACGCGUUCUAUGCCCAAAUCACCGAGUUACGCGCGAAAACUGAAAAAUUAGACGUCGAGGUGGAACCCCUGAAGGAAAAGAACAGGGAGUUGACCACAAAAUCAGACCAGCUGCAGAGCGAAAACAUCUCGCUUCGUGCCGAGUGCACCAGGUGGAGGCAGAGAGCCAACAUGCUCAUCGAAAAAACGAACAGAACCAGUCCCGAAGAUUGGAAAAAACUGCAAACGGAGCGCGAAACUUUGGCCAAGCAGUUGACGAUCGAAAGGUCUACAGUUACCAAGUUGAAUGACGACAUCAACAAUUUGAAGCAAGAUAAAGGAAAGUUGGAGGAGCAGCUCAAGAGUAUCCGAGCUCAAAAUAACCAACAAGCUGAAGAGUUAUCUAGGCUGCGUCAAGAAGUAGCGAAUUUACAAGUUCAAGUAGCACAGCUCACUGAUACUAUAGACCAACAGAGCGGUGAGAUCCUCAAAUUCAAGGAAGAAAACAGGAUUCUCACUGAAGAUACAGCCUCCAAGGACGUAUCUAUCACCGAACUGAAGAACAAUCUGGCACAAAUCAGGAAGAUUGCCAAGAAAUACAAGAUUCAAUAUGAAGAACAAACCAAGGAGCUCGACACAAUGAAGCAACAGAACAAACAACAGGAGUCGGAGCAUAUUACGACAUCGGAACGUCAGGAGCAGCAGCUGCAAGAGCAGAGAACCGAAUUGGAAGAGAGACUCACGCAACUGGAGAUCGCUCACAAGGAAGCCAUCGAGCAGUUGAAUCAACAGAUCGCCUCCAGUACCGAGCAGAUCGAGACCUACAAGAAGGAAGUGGAGACUCUGAAGCAGUCCAGUUUGGACAAAGAGGAGCGCUUCAAGACCCUUUUCAAGAACGCAAAGGAUAGGAUAGUCAGUUUGACCGAGCAGAACACCAAUCUCAAGGAGGAGCUGAACAAGGACAAGCCGGGCAGACUGGCUGCGUCAGAUCAGGCUGCCGAAGGUUCGAGACAGAACGAGGAGCUUCUGGAGAAGAUAGCCAGUUUGGAGAGGGAGAGGGACGAGCUGAACGAGGAGAAGCAGCAGGAGAAGGACAGGUUUUCCACGGAGUUGGAGGGAUUGACUCAGAGAGUGAACCAGCUGCAGAGACAGUUGGGUCUGCAGCAGGGGUCAAAGCCCAGCACCAGUUCCACCUCUUCGGAGAAGUCUUCGACCGAAAGGCCGACGGCCGAUAUCAAACCGAUGGCAGGUCAUUCAACAAAUACUCAAACACAGUCUGUUCCAAUUCAACCUUGGAGAAGCGGUGGUGAGCCUCCCUUGGCCAGUAUUAGACCAAUGUCGGCUCAACUGAGAACGGUAGCCGUUUUGCCAACUAGUCAAAGCCCCAGCGCUGUCAUGGUGCCACCGCAACAGCAAGUUCACACCACCGGCUCCAGCACCAUCGAAUCGCUGUCGAGCAGCCCGACCAGCUCGCACACGGACUACGUCCCCGCCACCAGUUCGGCCUCCUCUGCCGCCAUGAUGGGCCCCCGGCAGGUCGCUGUGCCUCCCACGCAGUCCUCGCAGGACGCCGAGGACGACGAGAACAACGGGCAGGUGCAGCAGCUAGCCCUACCACAAGUCGAAGGAACUAUAGGAACUACGCUUGUGAGAAUGCUAGAAUUUUUAUACGCAGACACCAAUGUGGAGAUCACAGUGUACAUGGGAAACGAAGGACAAGAGAACACGAAUUCCUCGAAUGGGGCGAAAAUUGCUAGUGGAAGUAGACGAAACACCUUACCAAGUGGAACAAACGUCCAAAAGAGAAGGAAGAAGCCGGCACAGGAGGCAAUACUUGUGAAAAUGAAGGAUACAUCAUACGCAGACUUAUUGAAGACCAUGAAACAAGCAGUAAACCCUAGUGAAAUUGGAGUAGAUGUGAGUGAAAUCAAGAAAACCAGAAGUGGGGAUCUACUUCUGACAGUGCGAAACGGCCCAGCUAAAGCAGAAGCCUUGAAGAAAGAAAUAAGCAGAAAAAUUCAGGGGACGACAACAUCCCUCCUUAUUAAUAAAAAAGUUUUGCACAUAAAAGAUCUGGACGAAGUGGUAACUGAGGAAGAAAUAAGGAGAGCUGUAUGCGAAGCUAUUUCUGCCCCUCAGACGCAGGCCGUCGCUCUCGUUCUGCCCAGGGUGGAGCCCCCGAGCGCGGGACCUGCGCCGGAGCAAGGCCCCAGCAGCGGCAGCGGCAGCAACGCCGUCACGACGACGCAGGCGGGGCACAAGCGGCAGCGCGACGCCGACGCGGACGACGGCAGCGGCUGUCAGGCGGACGACCAGCCGAAGGGCCAGCCGAAGAGCAAGCGGACGCGAGUUCAGGCCGGCACGGUGGACAGCGGCUUGGACGUCGAAUAUCAAGUGCCGACGAGCAGCCAGCGUGACCACGACGACGACAACGUGAUCGUGGUGGAGAGCGACGACGAGGGGGGCGCCGACGAGGGGGAAGGGGCUGACGAUGAUCAGGACGAUCCCGACACCGAAGGAUACGAUAUGGAGGGAAUGGAACAAGACAACUACGAGGAUGCCGAUUGUCAGGAAGUGGAAGACGAGGAGGAGGCCGGCAAUGAGGUGGAGGUGAUCGAGGAUUCCAGCGAGGUGCCGAAUCAAAGUGAGAGGUCCAUCCAGGAGGAUAUCGAAGAGAAUUCCGAGCAGCCACAAUCCGAGGCCAUCAGUAGUGGAACUGACGGCACUAGCGGCGGCGUCACCAUCUCCCAGGCCUCCACCUCCGUCUCGCUCUCGGCCCCGCCCACGACCCGUCCCCGGCCGAUCCCCCCGCUCCCCGCCAGGCACCACCUGCCCCAGCACCACGACGACAUCGGAGACGACGGCAUCGUUCCGUCCACGCCCACUCUGUACGUGCCGCGCCGCUCGGACGGCUUCGGCGAAUCGGUGAGCUCGCCCAGCGUGCCGACAGGUACUGGGAGGAGCGUGCCGACGACGCCUUUGCAGUCGUCGCCGCAGGAGGGCGUGCCGGGCAGCGAUGAGCAGGACGGCAGUGGUCACAUGACGCAGUCAGACGUGAAGCAGGCGGAGAAGGAAGUUCCGAAUGCAUGGGACCCCCUGCCGUCGCUGGUACUUCAUCCGAAGGGGCACAACAACUCGAGCAAGCUGAAGAAAUGCUCGAAGGAGAUGAUGGGCCCGUAUUUUAUCACGCAGGUGAGUUCGGAAGGAGAGAAGCCCAUCCAGGCGGAAGAGGACGAAGAGGAGGGCCGAGAAGCCGAGGCGUCUCCGAGCACCAACUCCAGAAGGGUGAUGCGAGGCCCUUCGGCGCGCAGGUCCGCCAGGACGCCGACGCCGAGAGGCGGACACAUGCAGAGGCCGGGGCCGAUACCGAUAGUAUCGUGGCAGAGGAGGUCCUUCACCAAAUUACCAAUCCAGGCCGGUGGCUAGAAGGGCCAGAGGUCGCAUGCAAAGGCCUUUUGGUGGUAGAUUUUAAGUCGUCUCUCAGAAUUCAUCAUUCCAUUUUCAUGUUCGGCUAUUUUAAAUGUUUACUAUCAUGUUCCAGUUUUGUAUUGUAUAAAAUAAUGUAUUAGUUAAGUCGUCACAUAUAAAACAGUUACAAUUUUUUAUUUCCUCUUUGAGCAAAGGUUUUGAAAUUCAACUUUGACAGACUUGAUGAAAAGUGUGUUUUAUUUCAACUAUUGUGUAGUUAGUUGCUGUUGUGCAUUUAAUAUUAUUACAGGACUCUCAAAAUGUUUAUUUUGUUUUAUUCAUUUUCUUCACCCAAUCCAGUUCAAGAAAAGCUUUGAUAUUUUAAUAAGAAAAUAACAAUUUUUUGUCAUUCCAGUGAUAUUUUUUAUCAAUUAAUACUGGUGAUUUUGAAUUGAUGAAAAAACUGAGCCAAGUUGGGAGUGAAACAUUUCAUUAUAAUAAUACAUUUAUACAUUUUUUUAGUCUACAGCAUGUUAACACCCCCAACAAUGUUGACCACUCUACCCUGAUACUUCCUAGAGAUGUCCCCCUGUAUUUCCUUCUGAAGCUGUUUGGUUUUCUCAAUCAAAACUUUAAUGACUGGAUCUAUAUUUCUAGCUUCUUCCCUCAAAAUUUUAAUUUUUUCCUCUAGCCUAACUUUGUUGGCUUUCAUCUUCUCAAUCACUGAUAAUUUUUGCUUGAGUGUAGCAGUCAAAAUAUCAACAUAUUUUGGAGAAUGCUUGAUGUUGUGCAAGUGCUGGAUCCUCUUGUUAGUCAAAUGAUCAAGGGCAACAUUAAUGCAAUCAUUUAGGGCUGUGAUAGAUUCCACAGUUUGCAUUUGAAGGAUAGCUGGUGCCUCCUGCAUCUGGGACAUAGCAAUCAUGUUUGAAUCAUUGGACAUUUCAUAUAGUCUCAUUUUCAAAAAGGCCCCCAGUUCCAUCAGGUUGUUAAUUAUUUGCUCUUGAGUUUUGGGAUUAUCCAGGAUAGUUAGGGCCUCAUCCCCUUUGGCUAAUCCACCAUCUAUGCCAGUUCGUUCCACAACUAUUCCAGACUCUUCUAGGUUAACUGCUACAUCUUUGUGUGAGACUAUUUCGAAACCUUCUUCACCACUAGAGCCCCAAUCAAUGUUCUGUUCUUCUGGUGUUACUUCUCCAAAAUCAAUGCUACUACCAUUGUCUGUGUUGAUGUCAAAAUCUAUUUCAGCUCCAUUAUCAGUAUUCUCUGCAAAAUCUAUGUCCCCAAAAUCUAUUUUGUUACUAUCCUUUUCAUCAUCAGAUAAGGUGGAUAUGGGUUCUUCAAUCUGAACAGGUUUUUCUCCAUAAGUGUAUUCAUAAGUAGUGGUAUUUCCAUGUCUGACAAGAUAUUCUAAAGUAGGUAGAACCUGAAGAUCAGCAUUUUUUCCUGAUAAAUAUUUAUUGAAUUCUGAAUAUAAUUCUAUAGCUGGCAAAACUAUUUUGAUUUUUUCAGGAGUUGCUUCAUAGAUUUUAGGUAGCUCUUUCAACAGUCCAACAAGUUCCAUUCUGAUAUUUUUUCCAGCAAUACCCAGUUGUUCACAAGAGGAGUUGAACUCUUUCAGGGCAAUUGCCUCUAUUUUUGAAUAAUCCUUUAUUUUUUUCUCACAUUCUGUUUGACUUUGCUCUAAUUUUGUAAUUUGCUUUCUCAAGCUUGGUAUUUCAAAACUGACAUUUCGAAUGAGCAUUUGAGCUACUUCUGCCAAAUAAAGAGAGUCUUUUUGAUAUAGUGAUAUAAUAUCCUGCCAGUCCUUCAUGCGCUGUGAGCCAUACCUCCCAAACAGAUUUUUUGUGUCUGCUUCUGUUUCUUUUAGUAUCUCGACAAUUUUCAGGCAGUGAAAAUAAUGGAUGUGUUGACCAGAGAGCAAAUUUAUAAUGCCUUCAUGAGCUGGCAUAUCCUGUAUUGCAUUGUUUAUCUUCUCCCUUACUUUCAGAACAUUGUUUUGCCAAUCUUUACUCACAUGCCUUCUGCUUAUUAGCCAUUCCAAUAGUUUUGUUGUGUUGAUAUCAAUUGGUAUGUUUUGUUCGUUCAUAUUUCAGGAAUUCAGAAACUAGUUUUGUAUAUUAUUUCAUUUAUAAAUAUCAGAAUUCAUUAUAUUUUCCAUAUGGUAUGGUUAACAGUUGACUUUUGGUUGGCCAUCAGCUGCGAGCUGACAGCUUCGUUCGU
Messenger RNA from Phaedon cochleariae (mustard beetle), 9703 nucleotides. The record is from the annotation of a GenBank genome assembly. Lineage: Eukaryota; Metazoa; Arthropoda; Insecta; Coleoptera; Chrysomelidae.